This is a messenger RNA of Cladocopium goreaui, 2115 nucleotides long. NCBI's taxonomy places the organism in Eukaryota, Dinophyceae, Suessiales, Symbiodiniaceae. The record is from the annotation of a GenBank genome assembly.
AUGCCUCUUCGCUCCGGCCGGAGAGGAAGAAAUUAUGCUUCGCCUAGAGUGUCCUUUGUGUCCCAACAGAAGGGGGCAGAUGCCUUCAAGCAUGCCUGCUUUCGGUUGGGAAGGCAGCCAAGCAAUGAAAUUCUGGCCGAUUUGCGUGACCAUGGGGCCUUGGUUCUAGAUGUGCAGCUCUGCCGCGAUUUGGAGCCGGUCUUGAUCUUCUUGAAGGAGGCUCCACUGGGCAUCCAUCAGGUGAUGCUCUACGAUGGCUCGUUGUUUUUUGGCGCGGAGAGUUCGUACCAGGAGAAGCUGCAAGCCACAACGCAUCGAAUGCCCCAGAGUAUGCUGAAAGACCAGGUGCAACUCUGGCGUAUGAUGCGGGCUUUAACCGCCUUCACCUCGCUUCGUGGCACGGGGUUAGCAGUACUCGAGCUUACGGGGCUUCCCAUCCACAGCGAUACUUCCUUACUGACCAAAACCUUGUCCCAAACGCCCUCGUUACAGCGAUUGCACUUGGAGGGAUGUGGGCUACAUGAUCGUGGUUUGGCACAGCUUCUGCCUCACUUGGGUCGACGCUUGGCCAAACUCUCGCAUCUGUCGCUGGCGCAGAACGCGCUGCGAGACUUGAGACUGGUGGCAAGGCUGCUCCAAGCACGGGCCAGUGCCCAGCAGAAACGCCAGGUGGUUCCUCUGAAUGUGCUGGAUCUUUCCAAGAAUCCUUGGUUGGGCGCUACGCGACGACCUGGUUUGGGCCGCGGUGCAAUGCGAUCCUGGCAGAGAAGAGAGCAGAGUGCCUUGCCAGUGAGUCGCGAAGACUUGCUACGGGUGAUCUGCUUGGCAUUCCGAAAUGGCUUGGUGGUCAAGAAGAUUCGACUCAGAAACAUGGGCUUGCGACGAGACGAUCUACGACCACUGCAGCAGUUGCUGAGGGCUGAGUUGGCGAAUCUUCAUGCUGGUUACGGGAGACUUCCAUUUCCCUUGGCCGAACUGAGCUUGGAAGGCAACCCCAUUGAGGCCCCGGUUCUGGCUGCCAUCACCAAUGCCCUACAGCAGCUCUCGCCGCAGCAGAGUUAUCUCAAGGCUUUCCGCAAAGGCGAGCGCUGGCACUCGCCACCACCUGGCGGCGUCACGGAACGAACGGGAGCCCUGCCCAGCGAUGGGAAGCUGCGGAGAACACAAUCCCAACCCAACCUGGAGGGGGCUGCUAGCCCAGACAUUUCGGAAAGAAAGGCGCUGAGUGAAGCGGACAUAGAGUCUGAGGGGAUAGAGUUGCCAGCCCGGGCUGAGACCAUCCAAGAGUUUCAAGAGGACUUGCAGAUUUUAUCUGCCUUCCUGGAAGCCUCCAAAGCGCGACGACCACAGCGUCCAAGCACAGCACCUGCGAGACGAAGCGAUCAGCGAGUUUCCAGCAGUGAAGAUUCUGGGGAUGUCAUUGCUGCUAUCCCUGACAUGGGAAUGGAGUUCGGUUUCGGCCCACCGGUGCUACAUGGUACAUAUUCUCAUACUGAUACCCCUGCUUCGGGGGAUGCCUCAGAAGCGACGGAGCGAGAACAUGAGACAGGUCUUGACUCGAUGCCAGAAGGCUCCCAACCAGUGGAUCAGUCGCAGCGUCUGCAGGCGAUGCUGCGGCAGUUGCAUCUGCUGGCGGCGGAGAGUCAACGUGUCGGGCAGGGGCCGCCCGUGGCACCGGUGCUGCGGAUGGCGCUGGAUGCGGUGAAUUCAGAGACCAGCUUUCAAGACGAGGCGCAGCUCCCGGCAUUUCACCAUGGCAGUGGCGAGGCUGGUGCUGUGCCGGGUGAGGGCGCGCUGGGUGCGCUGCGCCGGGCCCACUCCGUGUCGAAACCUGAUGCUAAGACUAAGAAGGUGUCUCCAGCUUGUCAUUCUCGAGGCGCUGCUCAUCCCUCCCCUGGAAAAAACAGCACAGAACUCCAGCUGCGACGCUUGAGCAAGGAACUCGCGGCAGAAGGCCAACGCUUUCGGCAACAAGGGAAGCUCUGCUUCGAGUUAGCCGUGAGGGCGGAAGCCUUGCAUUCAGAGGUUCGCGUACAGCAGCAACAAGCGGCACGAGAGCGGGAGGCCAAGCUGGUACGAGCAGCUGGUCGAUUGCAGAAGGCCAAGGUGAUCUAA